CACGGCUUCCCGGUCACAGGCGGUCUGGCAAUCGGACAUCGAACGGCGAUUCCAGAAAGGGAUAUGGAGGCACCGAACGUCAAUCGUAAGAAUCCAUGCGAAUCCUAGGUCUGUCCGUUUCCGACAUCGAACGGCCUUCGCAGGAAUAUAUUUGAAUCCCAGGAUUGUUAUGUACCCCUCGAUUCAACAUAUUUCCGCCCGUUUAAACGGCCUCUAAAGAGAAAACGGCUCCAGGAGCCGGAUGUGGAUAACAGAGGUGGUUCAUCUACCAAAAAAGGGUGGAUUAUUUUCAGGAUGAUGAUUCCCGCACCGGCUGACGGUUGUAUUGAUCGUUACAAUAAUGUGCUGAAGCAAUAUUUUGAGAAGGACAACGUUGGUGUGGACUUCUAUGAAGCUGGAAUUGUAAUGGUAUCGGCCAAAGAAGACUCUUGGCGGUCUAAAACAAAUGCUGUGCAUGUUUUCCACGCGAUUUACGAUAUGUUCUUGCUCCGUAUGAGUUGUUUGAAGGGGCGGUAUUUGAUAAGGCUACUUGUACCAGCUGCACAUACAAAAAAGUUGAUUGUUCUCCAGACAAUCAACUCCCAUUCACACAAACCUGUUAUCUAUCUAACAGAUAACAUUCCAUUUUUAUCCUCUGGUGAUGUAAUCAUUGAGGUGGAAGAGGAUCGUCGACACAUAGAUGAGAUAAUGCUAUCAGUUUACUCUGAUCUCAGAGAGUUUAGGGUUGAUGAGAGCAUGGUCUUUGAACUCAAAGCUACCAAUGGUAUUCACCCAUCAAAUCGUGUAAUGUCUGCACAUGGUUUUGGGAUGAAACUACGAAGACACUGUAAAAUCUACUCUCUUUCCUGCAAGGCUGUCUUGCAAUAUACUGUUCGUAUGUAUGUACAGAUUGACCCAAAAGUUUGCCCAUUUUGCAGGUUUUGGCGUCCAAACCAAUACCCUUGUCGUAUAUUGAUCUUAUCAUUGGUGAAGAUGGUGCAAAUGUUGAAAACAUACGGAAAUCAUGUCCCGCCUCCGUGUACUUGAAGCUGUUAACCCUUAAAGAGGUGACUAUUUGUAUUGAUGGUGAAUCGCAUGACGAGGUUGAAGCUGCUAAGAAUGCGAUAGAGGUAUAGUUGUAGAAGAUAUUAUUAUUUGAUACAAGUAUUUGUGGUUAUCAUUAUCGUAUCGUUUUCCUCUAGGUUGCUCUACUCAUGAGGAUGGCAUGAGGUCUAUAGAAUGAGAACACAUGGUUUGCGACUUUAGUUGACGCGGAGAGUUAUUUGUUUGUUUGUUGCAGGAUUUGAUUCUGGAGGACCGAAAGAAAGAUGGAAAACGCGUUUUCGAGGAAAUGGUUACGAAUUGGCGUCGGGUUUCAACUAAAGAGAUCAUUUGGGUAGCCUUAUAUAACAAGUUGAGAAAUGGCUCCUUUGUGGUAGAAUAGAGUCUCUUUUAUUUA
Cuscuta campestris is the source of this 1438-nucleotide messenger RNA. Lineage: Eukaryota; Viridiplantae; Streptophyta; Magnoliopsida; Solanales; Convolvulaceae. The record is from the annotation of a GenBank genome assembly.